This is a messenger RNA of Durusdinium trenchii, 3249 nucleotides long. The record is from the annotation of a GenBank genome assembly. NCBI's taxonomy places the organism in Eukaryota, Dinophyceae, Suessiales, Symbiodiniaceae.
AUGGCAGGCUUGGAAACGAACCUGGGAGAGCUUUUGCUGACAGCUGCCCAAGUUUCUCCGGGCCAAUUGUGCUUAGAGACCGAAGAUGCAGGAUACACUUUUGAGCAGAUUGCUUUGAUGGUGGCUGGCAUACGAAGAGUGCUUCGUAAGGCUCUCUCGAGCCUGGCUGAGCCGCUUCAUCCAGGAUCUCCUCUCCGUGCGCAUGAGCGCCGUGCCGAUGAGCACGUGGUGACCAUUGUGUUGGAGCGGGGAGUGAAAAGCCUCGCCUCCAUCCAUGCUGCGAUGCUUGAGAGGUGUGCCUACAAUGCCUUUGACGUAGCAGAGCCAGUCGAGAAGCUUCAAAGCUGGAUUGACGUCUGCCAUCCUGCAGUCAUCAUCUCCACGCAAGCCCUUUUCACACGCUUGCACCUCGACGCACUCUCCAAGUCGAGCCAAUUCCCUCAAUACGUCUUGGAUGUGGAUUGGGCCUUGAAGUGUCAGCAGAAACCUAUAGCAGCCAAGUGUGACCAAGAGGACCUCGACAGGCUGGCAUACCUGAUCUUCACCAGUGGCAGUACUGGCAAACCAAAGGCGGUGAUGAUUCGACAUGCGUCGGCGCUGAAUGUGGCACGAGUCUGGAGUGCAGCGAUUGGACUUUGCAGCGCAGAUCGCUUUGCUCAGAUCUCGUCGAUGUCCUGGGAUGUUCAUGUCAUAGAGAUCUAUGGUGCUAUGGCUGCUCAGGCGACCAGUGUCACCUGUCCCGACAUCGUCAAGCAGUCUGGUCCAGAUAUGCUUCUGUGGUUGAGACACAAACAGAUCACGGGCAUGAGUGCGGUGCCAUCACAUUUGCGCACGAUGCAGUGCAGUUCAGGGCCUGUGUCCAGCCUUGCUGGACCUGCGUUGGGUGUAAACCUCCCACAGCUUCGCAUUGUGGAUGUGGGUGGGGAGGCUUUGGGUGCAGAUGUGGUCUCAACUUGGGCUCCGGGCCGUCUCCUCUUCAACAGCUACGGGCCAACAGAGAUUUCGGUGGUGUGCACAGGCCUUCUUGGGGUGGUGACGCAUAGCUUUGGUGAGAACAGUUGGCCAGUGCUUUGCGCCGUGGUGCAGGGAAUCGUCAUUGUGGUGGAGCCGGUGCUGAUAGCAUCUCGGAUGAUGUUGGCAGAAAGGGUGCUGUUGCCACUGACCUUUGUCGUACCUUUGUGGCAAAGCUUCUUGCUGGUUUGGGCAAUCAUCAUUUGUGAGAAGAUCCUUCGAGUCAUUGUUUUGUUGGCUGCCAAGUGGGUGCUCAUUGGACGAUACAAGGAGGCAAAGCAUGACAUUUACAGUUUGUUUUACUUGCGGCAUUGGCUGGUGGAGCGUAUUGCUGAUGGCACCAUCAUUGGUACCGAAACACCUCCCGGGACCAGUGUGGCCUUCCACUUUCUGCGGAACCUGGUCCUGAGAGCCCUUGGUGCAGAUGUUGCAUUGACUGCUAUGAUCUUCACACGCGUGGUGGCUUUUGAUCUUGUGUCAGUGGGACAUUUGGCCACCGUGAAUGGCUUGAAGUGCCUUACUGCCGUGAACUAUGGAGAGGGAAAGAUGGUAUUAAGAUCCAUUUCCGUUGGCGAAGGUGCCUUUGUUGGUGCCAACUCGCUCCUGGAGCCAGGAAGUCGGGUCGCUGCCGCCAGCCAUGUGGAAGCUUUGUCCAUGGUUCCCGGCUCCAAGGUGUCAGGCCGAGUUGCUGGGGUUCCAGCUGAAUCGAUCGAGUGUCAUGCGGCGAAGCCCCGUAGCAUUCCUUUGGCUUCUGAGGUGCGCAGUUUUCGUCUGAAAGCAGCUCUCAUGGCUUCCACUUACUGGCUCUUCACACCGCAGGCCGUGAUACCCUUUAUCACAGUCAUGAUCUUUCAGCUUGAGGCAGGCUCAGAGGACUCAGUGGAUUUUGACUUGAAACGCUUUGAUUCCCUACCAGAAAGUGUACUCAGCUUCUUGCCACAGCUCCCACUUUGGAGCUUUGCUUGUACUCUCCUGAUUCUGGCUCUGCAGCUGCUUCUGACCGCUUUGAUUUGCCGAUUGUUGCCCAGAGUAAAGCCACCCUGUAGCUACUUGCUGACCAGCGUCCGGGGCCAGAUGGUCUCACUGAAGAUGUUGUGGAUCAAUCAGGCAUCCCAAUUGCUGCAAGACGCUUCCAUGGGACCAGCCUUCAUGCGUAUGUGCGGUGCUCGUUUUGGUCGAGGAGUUUCCAUAGCUGCAGAAGUCAUGCUGCCUGACACAUUGGUGGUGGGAAAUUGUUGCUUCAUUGCUACACGAAACAUCCUCACCAGCGCGACGGUGGACCAGGGUCAGUUCAAAGUUCCAUGUGUUACACACCUGGGUGACAACUGCUUUGUAGGGAACGACAACUGCUUGCCGGCGGGGCUGCCAGAGGGCAGCUUCUGCGGUCUGAAUACAUCGCUACCCAAAAGGCUUGACCAGAAGAACUUGGGCUACUUCGGAACCCCUGCGAUGACCUUCAAACGCCCAAGCAGCUUAAGCAAGGAUGGCUCACCAGAGGAAGCUUCCACUGCAGCUUUGUGGUGGUUUCACUUCAGCACCAAUGUGAUUGAUGUCUUCAUUUUGCGCGGCUUGCAGGCCAUGGUUGUUGCAUCUUCGCUUGUGAUGAGCAGGUGCCUGUUUCCUUCCACCACGAACACUUCGGUUCUGGCCGUGCUAUUCAUGGUGACGCUUAUAUACCUCCUGAUGAAAGUUGCAUCUUGGCUCGCCUUUUCUGUCGUUCUUGGCAGGCUCUUGUACAACGAAGCCAUCCCAACCAGCAGCACGUACCACUCCACGACAGUCACGCGGUGGUUCACAUCUAUCAUGCUCCAAAAGUUCAUUUUCACUUCGCCCUUUCGUACGGGGGGAACUCGUUGGCAUGCACAUCACUUUCGUUUGCAAGGUGCCAAAAUUGGUCAGCGGUUCUUCUGUGUGCAGGACUAUUCCCUAAUAGACGCACCGUUUAUCUCAAUUGGAAAUGAUGUGAUCGUAGACUAUGAUGCAGACAUCAGAGGCCACUCAUUCGAGGACCGCCGAUUGAAGUUUUCUCCGGUCACGAUUGGCAACAGAGCACGGAUCAUGGCAGCUGCCAAGGUUUCCAUGAGUGACGUCGGUGAUGGAGCCAUGUUGCGACCAGCAAGUGUCACUUGGAAGGGCAACAACCUUGAACCCAACAGAGUCUAUCAAGGAGCUCCAGCAGUCGAAGCGAGUGCAUUCAACCUAGGAACGAGUGCAGAUAAGUUUGGUGAUUCUAAUUAG